AUGGGCAAACUCAACAGCCGUCCGAGGAGAGACCGUGAGGCUGCCCAUCAAUUGGGCUUGUCUGAGACCGCCUGUCCGGGCCACAGAGACCCUAAUCACUCCGGUACCACGUGGAGGUUUCUAAUUGGAUACAUGAUCCCAUUUAUAGUGAGCUUUGGGGGCACAACUACACACUUCAGGAAUGCUGGAACUGAAGACUUCAAAGGAAAAUAUCACAAAAUCAAGGCACACCAGCGCAUUCACGCGAAUGAUAGUCCGCGUAGGCGUGUGCGUCUGUGUGAAGAUUACUCGGAAAGCAGAUGGGUCGGCAAAUGUCGGCUGGUCCGAGGGAGAUGGGCUGGGCUGCAGAUGAGGCUGUCGCUGAGGCUGGGAGGGGCCUAUGACCGGGAGGCCUCUACGUCCGGGAAGGCGAGCUCCGCCGGAUCGGGAAAGGACUAA
Molecule: messenger RNA, 438 nt
Organism: Protopolystoma xenopodis
Lineage: Eukaryota; Metazoa; Platyhelminthes; Monogenea; Polystomatidea; Polystomatidae
Source: the annotation of a GenBank genome assembly